Molecule: messenger RNA, 2653 nt
Organism: Chiroxiphia lanceolata (lance-tailed manakin)
Lineage: Eukaryota; Metazoa; Chordata; Aves; Passeriformes; Pipridae
Gene: PTPN12
Product: protein tyrosine phosphatase non-receptor type 12
Biological process (GO): peptidyl-tyrosine dephosphorylation
Cellular component (GO): nucleus; cytoplasm
Molecular function (GO): non-membrane spanning protein tyrosine phosphatase activity
Source: RefSeq, a predicted model, not a curated record
AGCGGGCCGGGAGCGCAGCCAGCAGGCCGCGGACAGGCCUGGGCGGGGGACAGGCGAGGCAGGGCAGGGCAAGGCAAGGAAGGCAGCCGGGUGACGGGUCGUGCGGCGGAGGGGGCUCCGGGCGGAGAGGGAGCGGGCGGGCGGCCGGGGCUCCCCGCUCCGCAGGGCGGCCGGCGGGGCAGGAUGAGCCAGGAGGAGAUCCUGAGGAAAUUCAUUAAGCGCGUCCAGGCCAUGAAGGACACAGACCACAAUGGGGAGGACAACUUCGCCAGCGACUUCAUGAGGUUAAGAAGAUUAUCAACAAAAUACAGAACAGAGAAGAUCUACCCAACAGCCACUGGAGAAAAAGAAGAAAAUGUUAAAAAGAAUAGAUACAAGGAUAUAUUGCCAUUUGAUCAUAGUCGAGUUAAACUGACCUUAAAAACUCCCCCACAAGAUUCAGACUACAUCAAUGCAAAUUUCAUUAAGGGAGUCCAUGGGCCAAAAGCGUGUGCUACACAGGGACCCUUAGCCAAUACAGUCAUAGACUUCUGGAGGAUGAUAUGGGAAUACAAUGUUGCUAUAAUUGUAAUGGCCUGUCGAGAGUUUGAAAUGGGAAGGAAAAAAUGUGAGCGUUACUGGCCUCUGUAUGGAGAAACAGCUGUAACUUUUGGACCAUUUCGUGUUUCUUGUGAAGCUGAGCAAGCAAGAACAGAUUACUUCAUUAGAACAUUAUUACUUGAAUUUCAAAAUGAGACUCGUAGUGUCUAUCAGUUUCAUUAUGUUAACUGGCCUGACCAUGAUGUCCCUUCAUCUUUUGAUUCUAUUCUGGACAUGAUCAGCUUGAUGAGAGAAUACCAGGAACAUGAAGAUGUACCAAUUUGCAUACACUGCAGUGCAGGGUGUGGAAGAACGGGAGCCAUCUGUGCCAUAGAUUAUACAUGGAAUUUACUUAAAGCUGGGAAAAUACCUGAAGAAUUCAAUGUAUUUAAUUUAAUACAGGAAAUGAGGACUCAAAGGCAUUCUGCAGUGCAGACAAAGGAGCAGUAUGAACUUGUCCAUCGAGCCAUAGCACAACUAUUUGAAAAGCAACUGCAAAAAUAUGAAAGUUGUGCAGACUGGAAGAUUGCAGAUGGAGUGGAUGAAAACAAUACAGAGAAUGCUGUCAGUUCUUCAGAUGCUGAGAAGCAGGAUUCUCCUCCACCAAAGCCUCCACGGACCCGCAGUUGCCUUGUAGAAGGAGAUGCUAAAGAAGAAAUCUUGCAGCCUCCAGAGCCUCUGCCAGUACCACCGAUCUUAACACCAUCUCCCCCAUCAGCUUAUCCAACAGUCACUACCGUGUGGCAGGACAAUGAUAGAUACCAUCCAAAGCCAGUUUUGCACAUGGUUUCAUCAGAGCAUUCAACAGACCUCAACGAGAAUUAUAAUAAGUCAACAGAAACAUCAGGGAAGAACGAACCCAGUGAACGUGCAGAGAAAAGGCUGGAGCGCAACUUAAGUUUUGAGAUCAAGAAGGUACCUCUUCAGGAGGGACCACGAAGCUUUGAUGGGAACUCCCUGUUGAACAGGGGACAUGCAAUUAUUAAGCCUGUGUCAUCCUCUGUAAUUGAUAAGAGCUUUAAGCCACAGGAACAGAUUUCAGGGGAUUCAUUUGUAGAUGCUUCUCAAAACUCGCGUGUGGAAUACAAUGUCCCACAGUCUAAUACAGCCUUAAUACCUUCACCAGAAAGUCAACAGGUGUCUGAUACUCCACCAAGACCAGACCGUCUGCCUCUGACAGAAAAGGGACACGCCACGUGGUCACUACAUGGACCUGAAAGUGCAUUGUGUACGUCAGCGUCUGGAGACACAUCUUCAGACACCUUGUGUCAUGGUGUUAAAACUCUCUCUCUAACAUCAAACACCACAGUUGAACAUCCUUCCAGUGAUAAUGUUGAUCAUACCCCUAUUUCUGUCCGAGCACCCCUCUGUUUUACUAAUCCUCUCCAUUCAGAUGAUUCUGACACGGAGGUGAACUUUGAUGGAGCCGUGAGCAAAAGCGCAUCUAAUGUGUCAACCGCAAGUGCCACAGUCUCUGCUGCCACUAGUACUGAAAACAUUUCUGCCAGGAAAGUAUUGCCAAUGUCUAUUGCUAGGCAAGACUUAACAGCUGUAACGUUUUCUGAAGAUGGCAAAGAUGCUGAUGCUAGUGAAGAAUCCUCUCCCCCGCUCCCAGAAAGAACACCAGAAUCAUUUGUAUUAGCAAGUGAACAGAGCACACCCUUGCUGAAGCCAGUUGUGAUUGCGCAGUCGGAGUGGAGCAUAUUGCGUGAUCAGCAUCUCCCUGAGCAAGCAGCCUCCACAAGUUUGAAAACAACUUCACCUCUACUACCUGAUCAUCCUGAAAGAAGCAACAAAACACCAACUGACAUUUUACCUCAGAUCUUUUCUGGUUCCACUGAUACAAGAGGUCAAAUUUCAGAAUUUCCUGCAGAAGUAACAGAUAUUGGUUUUGGUAACCGCUGUGCAAAGCCCAGAGGACCAAGAGAACCACCCUCAGAAUGGACAUGAUCCAAGAACCAAUGGACAUACUAUCAUUAAGUUCUACUGGAAAACUCAAGUGCCACUGAGAACUAGAAAAAUAGUAUUCCACUUUUCUGGGGGGCAACUAACACAGAGCAGUGUAGAUCUAACU